CUUUCACCCCCCCCCCCCUCCUCCCCAUCCUGAUCCACCCUUAAUAUCCUCCUCCUGGCGCAGCCCAGGUCCGGAUCGCCCCUCUUCCCUCGCCGUUUCUCGUUUCCUCGUCCUUUCCCCUGCGCCUCCUUUGGUCUCCUCCCCCUUCCCCCUCCCUUGUCUCCUCGCCGGUUGUCAGCUGGUCGCGGAUCUCGGUCCUAUCCGCUUCACGUGCCAUGUCUUGCCUGUCUAUCCAGCCGGACCCUCUGUUUAAGCCGCUCAUCUCCUAUGUCCUCCUGGCGGAGUUCGACAUUGACAAGGGGUCGGUCUUGAGUUCGCAGUAUCCUUCUGAGACCGGUGUUGAUGUGCAACUCCUGGCAGAGCUGAUGCUUCCCGACGGAGCGCACAACCGCGAGCAGGAUUGGACCACCUUCGGGCUGAACUUGCCCCACAUUGUGCGCGCUGAGCAGGCGCGCGAGGCGGCCAAGACUUCUUCCAGCGGAUCUGAUGCCAACGGCACCACGGGCAAGUCCCUUGCCGAGCAGGCCUCCGACCGGCUGACCCAGGCCGCCGAGCGUCUGGCACAUGCGCGCGAGGUGGUCCUCCAGUUCCUGAAGGAGCGGGACCUGCUCCCUCCUCCACCGGAGCCUGCCCCACCGGCUGUCGGCUAUGUGGCGCGCAUCGAUUGUGUGGUGUAUCAGUACACCGAGUCUAGCCAGGACUGGGAGCCCCUGCACAAUGAUCGGAUUCCAGUUCGGCUCUCCAACACCAAGAUCCAGAUUGGCCCACCCAUUGACAUCGACAGUUUCCCGGCCAUCGAUAUCCCGGCCGGAUCGGCCAUCCAGUUUCAGCAGAUGGAGCCGCUGUAUGAUGUCAUCAUCACAGACUCCGCGGCGUAUGGCAUGCGCUUUGUUUCCGAGGGCGACGAGGUUGCCUUCCUCUCUGCUCUGAGUGCCUUCUCCUCGGGCAAUCCCAUGCCCCCGCCCGGCCUCUAUGCCGACCCCCAUAUGAAUCCCCCCCCGCCGGCCCCGUCCUCCCUUUAUGAGAGUCUGACGAUCGGCGGUGUGAUCACCUCCCUGUCUCCUUUGACCAUCGACCGGGCGGCCCUGCCGGAGAAUGUGGCCGACGAAAUGGCCCCCUCGCUGGCUGAUCUCGGAGAUGCGGAGUCGGCCUUGCGGUCGGCCGAAGCGGCCAUUGCCGCCGAAGCGGCCAGCCGUGCUGCCGUGGCCAGCUCCUCCGGCCCGUCUGAGCUGGACCUCGACUCUAGUGCCCCUUUCCUGCACGCGUUCAACAUUGUCCGCACCAAGCAGGUUCCCGGGGCCCGGCGUGGCGCGCGGACCAAAGCCCUGGCCGUGUGCACAAGGCACCCCUUCGGCCAUGUGUGGCGGCCGCUGCUGUUGUUGGCACUGGAGAAGUUCUUCGACACGAAUGACACAUCCGUCCUGAAGGAUGUCUACGAUGCGGUGAAUGCAAUUGAUCUGGAGGCCCUUGGGGCGCCACGACUGACACCGUUGCACCGACGCCUCCUGCGGGCUGUCAGCGAUGCGACAGCCAUCGCAGCGGUCCUUGGCUUUGGUGCUGGACGGAAGCCCGCCACCUCGGGGGAGAAUUCCGGCGAAUUGGCAUCCCCUGCGGCGCCCAUCAGCGCGGCCGCCACCACCUAUUCGAUGCAGGCCGACCCGACAUACUUCCUGACGCAAGUCCGCUUCUCGGGCAUCGAUCUACCAAUCCGCAUCCCCCUGACGACCAUGCCGGAUGAGGUUGGCGACUUUUCUCUCAUCGAGCUGAUCCAAAAGUUCGGUCAUUCGACCGUGGGCAAGGGCGAGAAUGGUAUCAUGGCCAUCUUCAACGCCCUCCUUCGCCAGCAGCGCAUUCUCUUCGUCGGAUACCAGCGCCCGGCGUCCGAAGUGUCGAACCUGGCGCUGGCUGCGUGUGCGAUGCUGGCGCCCACCCUGCGUGGUUUUGCUCGCCGUGCCUUCCCCUAUUCCAAUCUCACCAAUUUGGAUGGCAUGCUGCUGGUCCCUGGCUACAUUGCCGGUGUCUCGAAUCCCAUCUUUGAGGACAUGGAGAAGCGGUGGGAUCUUCUGUGCAAUGUGAACACCGGGCAGGUGCGCUAUGCUACGCACCUGCUGACUGCGGCCCAGGCUGGGCCCAGUGCCAGUGCUUCUGGCUCCCUCGAUCAUGCCUAUGGCUCCAUGGCCAGUGGAGAUGGCCAGCCCGGUGGGUCCCUGUCAGCACCGAUUUCCCCGGCCCCGGUGGCCGGGUCGGCAGAUGCGGUUGGUGGUGGUGCCGAGCCGCAUGUGCCUCUGGACAAUGCCUUCAUCAAGGAGGUCCUGCUGGCGGUACAAUCCCACCAAUCCGAGGCGCAGAUCCGUGCCAAGUUUGACGCCUACACCAGUGCCCUCAUCUCUCAGGCCUUUGAUGAGGGGGAGUUCCGGGACAAUAGCGAGGCCAAGCGCACGCUGGCCGCCAAUCGCCGGCGCCUGGAUGCCUGGAAGGCCAAUUCCGAGAGCUAUCGCUUCUAUGUCGAGGAUCGCGAGACCUGGGCCAAGACCCGGCCCAUUCGCGAGCUGAAUGUCGAGCGCCUCAUCCGGAAGCUGCGCAUCCGUGCCGUCAUCCCGGAGGCCGAGCUCGUGACCACCCUCGAGUCGCUGGUCCGGUCCAUUGACACUGAUGACAAGCUGCUUGAGCUCCUGUCUUACCUCCCGGAGUAUGAUGGUGGCCUCUUCCCCUUGGGGGUGUCGCUUUACCAUCCAUCGGAGUCGGUGCGCCGGGCGACGGUCCAGCUGUUUGCCCGGAUUGACCAGCUUCACCCUGCUUCGCGACUGCGCGAAUCCGAGUCUCCGGAUCUAGCCCGGCAGGGUCCGGCCGGUGGCGCCGGUGGCGCUGGCGGGGCCGCUCCCACAAGCACCGGCUUCAUCGCGGGCAUGAACCACUUCCUCUGGCUGGCCUACGAGCGCAAUCGGAACCUGCUGCUGUGAAAGAAGAAACCUGACGCACAAGGCGGCAGCAGGGAGUCACGCGGCUCUUUCCUCGCCCGCCUCUCCUUCUUUCGCUCCUGGCAUUUCUCAUUCCCCGCCCCCCGGCGACUUUCUCCCCGGCGUCCCCUUGCUUGGCGUGUGGGACUUCCUGGUCCCGGCGGCAACUGCCGACGAAGGGACAAAUAGACUAUCGACAUACA
This is a messenger RNA of Fonticula alba, 3160 nucleotides long. RefSeq lists its product as hypothetical. Bases 216 to 2960 code for a protein of 914 amino acids. NCBI's taxonomy places the organism in Eukaryota, Rotosphaerida, Fonticulaceae. Gene Ontology annotation, cellular component: plasma membrane. The transcript has 10 exons. Gene Ontology annotation, biological process: actin cortical patch localization. The record is from RefSeq and is a predicted model, not a curated record.